Molecule: messenger RNA, 783 nt
Organism: Blastomyces dermatitidis ER-3
Lineage: Eukaryota; Fungi; Ascomycota; Eurotiomycetes; Onygenales; Ajellomycetaceae
Product: 5-formyltetrahydrofolate cyclo-ligase
Exons: 3
Coding region: 1-783 (260 amino acids)
Biological process (GO): tetrahydrofolate interconversion; folic acid-containing compound biosynthetic process
Cellular component (GO): mitochondrion
Molecular function (GO): 5-formyltetrahydrofolate cyclo-ligase activity
Source: RefSeq, a predicted model, not a curated record
AUGGCGUCUCUACAAACAGCCAAGAAGGAAUUGCGAAGAAAGCUACGGAGGAUCCUUUCAGAAGUAUCCAAAGAGUCUGUGGCCGUGCAAUCAUCCAUCGUCACGAGAAAUCUACUUGCACUCCCUGAAUACCAUGCAGCCACUAAACUCAGUGUCUAUCUCUCAAUGCCCUCUGGCGAAAUCUCAACCGCCGCUAUUGUCCGUGAUGCCUUCAGCAGAGGCAAGCAAGUAUAUGUCCCGUAUCUCUAUCAACCGGACCCAGCGGCGACCGCAAACCAGGGUCGUUCCUCGGUCAUGGAAAUGCUAGCGCUACGCUCCCUGGAAGACUACGAAUCGCUACAGGCAGAUAAAUGGGGUAUCCCGACACUAGAUUCGAAUACUAUUGGCAGCAGGAGGAAUUGUUUUGGUGGAUAUGGUAUCCCUACGGGAGAAACGGCCCAAGCAGGUUCCACGAUGACAGAGGCAGAAUCAGAAUCAACUGCAGCCGGUGACGACAGUUCAGGAUUAGAUUUGGUUGUUAUGCCUGGAGUAGCCUUUGACGAACAACUGCAAAGACUGGGACACGGCAAAGGGUAUUAUGACCAUUUCGUCAAUCGAUUGAAAAACAUUAGGCAAAGCGGAGGAGAAGAAAGUAAAGCAGGCAUGCGGAAACCACAUCUCGUCGCCUUGGCCCUGGCAGAGCAGCUUCUUCCCCCAGGAGAGAAGAUACCCGUCGCCGAUCAUGACUAUCCCGUGGAUGCCCUCAUCGUUGGAAACGGGCGCAUUCUCACAUCAAGCAGUUAG